UUGAUUUCAUCUUGCUUCUUGAAAUAUGUAUCCAUCAAGGACACCCUCAUUCAUUCUCCAAAUUUUUGUCUCAACAGCAUAAACAGAAUCCAGAAAUUAUAACGAACGAUGUUUGGCCGGAAGUAAUCGGAGCCAUCAAGACCAAUACUGUGCUUCAAUAUGACGAAAAGUAUAAAAAUGUCGAAGAAUGGGGUUACCCGGCACUGGCCAAGAGGCCUCAACGGAAAGGUCGUGGCAAGAAUGUUGUCUAUAAGCCAAUCGAAUUGUUUAAGCUUCACUUGGGAAACAUGCCAGAAUCCGAGAAGCCAUUCUUACCGAAAGGGUUGGAUUAUAGAAAAGCUAUUACGGAUUAUUUAAGAGAGAUGGCUAUGGUUGAUCAACAGUUAAUCAAAGGAACGACUGAAAGGUGCUGGCCCGGUCUAGAUCAUUUCAAUCAUGUACUGCUGGUACUAACUGUACCAGCCGAAUAUUCCGAAAAAUCAAAGGGAAUAUUAAGAGAAUGUGCGUUUAAUGCAGGAUUAAUCGGUAAUGUGAACUCUGAAAAAUUGCAAUUCUCAACCGAGCCCGAAGCUGCUGCUAUUCAUUGCAUGCGAGUGUUAAAAGAAUAUUUCGUCGAAACCGAAGGCAAAAGUAUCCUAAUUGUAGACUGUGGAGGAGGAACAGUUGAUCUGACAACUCGCAGAUUCAUAACAGGUGAUCAACUGGGUGAGAUAACCGAGCGUACCGGUGAUUUUUGUGGAGGCUCAUAUGUAGACAAAGAGUUUUUAAAAUUCAUGAAACGCCAUGUUGGUGAUCAAACAAUAAAAAUACUAGAGGAACAACAUUACGGUCAAUUGCAAUACAUGGUUCAAGAAUUUUGUCGGCGCGUGAAAUUACCAUUCACCGGAAAUCCGGAAGAAUUUAAAAUUUUCGAACUGGACCUCGAAGAGGUGUGUCCAGUGAUUAAACAAUAUGUUAUGGGAUCGUACAAGGAAAAAUUAGAAGAGAACGAGUGGAUAGUAGAACUUGAUUUCGAAUCGGUGAAAGCGAUGUUUGAUCCCAUCGUGGGAAGGGUAAUUCGAUUGGUUUCCGGACAACUUAACUCAGCUGGUGAUGUAUGUAAUGUAAUGUUUUUGGUGGGUGGAUUUAGUGAAUCUAAAUACCUGCAAAACAGGAUUCGACAAGAGUUUACAGAUAAAGUAAAGAACAUUGCAGUUCCCAAGCAGCCUCAAGCGGCCAUAAUGAGAGGCGCUCUAGAUUACGGACUUAAAAUGGAUACCAUUAGAACUCGAGUGUUGAAAUAUACAUAUGGCAUUGAGGUACAAUGUCUACACGGAAUGUUUGAUCCACCGGAACGGAAGAUUGAUGGAAAGUACAUCUUUAAGUUUCACAGGUUGGUUGAACGUGGACGAGAGGUGGGGGUGGAUGAGGCUUUUGGAGAGGUGUUUAGACCAUUGGAACACACGACUAGUCUAAGAUUCACGGUGUACCUAACCAAGGAAUUGAAUGGCACUUAUUGUGAUGAGCCAGGAAUGUCGUUGCUGGGGGAAAUCGUGAUUGAUAUGCCAGACACAUAUUUAGGGAAAGAGAGACCAGUCGAUUUUAAAUUGAUGUUUGGUAGGAUGGAGGUUACCGCCUUCGCUAAAAACCAAUUGACAG
Acaulospora colombiana is the source of this 1638-nucleotide messenger RNA. NCBI's taxonomy places the organism in Eukaryota, Fungi, Glomeromycota, Glomeromycetes, Diversisporales, Acaulosporaceae. The record is from the annotation of a GenBank genome assembly.